UUGGCGCUAGAGUAGCUCCGGGUUUACUGUAAGGAGCCGCAGUAACGUCUACUUUUCCACUGUAUUGCCCUAUGGCGUUCUGAAUGUUUUAUUCAAUGACUUGAACGGGCAGCCAUGGUUGAAGAGGAAAACAAGGUUGCUGAGGAACUUUUUAAAGACGUCAAAUUCUACGUGGUUGGGGACAUUGACCCAAAGGUGGUGCAGCUGCUAAAAGACGGAAAAGGCAAAGAGGUAUCCUACAAUGCUCUGGCCACACAUAUUAUCACAGAGGAUUGGGACAACCCAGAGGUGGGAGAAUCUCGUGAGGUUUUUGAUCUGCCUGUGGUCAAGCCAUCCUGGGUGAUCCUCUCGGUCCGAUGUGGAGACCUGCUGCCGGUCACCGGCUUCUCUCCUGAAUCUGGACAGAUCUUCUUUGGAGUGACCGCCUGUCUUCCUCGGUUGCUUUAUCCACAGCUUCCAGAGGAUCUCAAUGCAUUGUGGGCGUACAUAACCUUUUAUGGUGGGGAAUGUCAGCUGAACCUCAACAAAAAAGUGACACACUUGGUGGUGAAGGAACCAAAGGGGGCCAAGUUUGAAUGUGCCCUGAAACACCACGGCAUCAAGAUCGUCACCCCAGACUGGAUCAUGGAUUCUGUUAAAGCUCAAAGCCGGAGCGAUGAGGCACUGUAUCACCCUCGGCUGACCUAUGUUGAGCCAGAGGAAGAAGAGGAGAGUGAGGCAGAUUCGUAUGACCAGCGUUCACAUUCCGAUGGAAGCUACAGCCCACGGCGCUCCAGGAUGUCUAGCGGUGGCUCGUCUGACGAGUCCAGUCCUCACAGGCGACCAGGCCCCAAAAAACUCAACUCCAUCUCCCCAUCGUCUCCACGGAAACCUGAAUGUCGCAGUGAGCGGAUGUUUGAUGACUCUGAUGAUGACUUGCCUGCAGAGAAGGAGGGUACCAACCUCAACUGGACACCGGCGGAGGUGGUUGCUCCAACGCCCCCAUUUUCGACAGGCACGGCCAGGAGGCGAAGUGGACCACCAGGCAGCAAGGACCCGGUGUCCUCUACUGGUGGUGGGCUGAUCAACCUGUGUGCCACUGUUCCUUCAGUACCUGGAAGUGGAGCCAUCCCAGCAGAUGUUCGCAAUGCUACUGCCAUCAAUCAAAACACACAAGGAAGUGUAUCACUUCCAGAUGGUAUCCCUGGUUGGAGCCCAGCAGCUAGAACGCUGAGGAACAUUACCAACAACUCGGACAUGCAGCCGACCAGUCGACCCGCCAAUGUAGCACAUAUUAUCCAGAAUUUGAAUCAGGGAAAGCCAUUAGAGCACCAGACCAGUCAAAGCCAUUCCCAGACUCCCAACGCUACCAACGCUCUUCUGUUCAGUCAGUCCAAAAUGACUGGGCAGCCCCUCACUGUCCAGCAGCAGCAGCAGUUAAUGCAACAGUCACACCAACAACACCAUCAACAGUUACCCCAACAACAGCAACACCCCAUGAUGCAACUCCAGCAGCAACAGCAGCAUCAGAUGAUGCAGAUACAUCACCAACAGCAACAGCCCCAAGUUGCACAGCAGCAGUUGUUUCCCCAGCAGCAGCAUCAGUUCCUUCAACAACAACAACAACAACAACAGCAGCAGCAGCAGCAAAUGCACCAACAGCAGAUGUUUUCACAGCAACAGCAACAUGCCUUCCCUCAGCAGCAGCUGCGCCCUCCGCAGCUCUUGCGGCCCGGUGUCCAGCAGUUGCAGCAACAACAAGCCCUGCAACAGCAGCUGCAGCAAUUCCAACAGCAACAACGCAUGCAGAUAUUGCAGCAGCAGCAGCAGCAGCAGCAGCAACAGCAACAACAACAACAAAAUCAGCAGCAGUUACACCAACAGCAUCUACAGCAACAACACUUCCUGCAACAGCAGCAGCACAUCCAGCAGAUGCAGCAGCAACAGCAGCUGCAAAACCAUCAUCAGCAGGCUAUGCAGCAUCAGAACCAACAGGCCCUGCAGCAACAACAGCAGCAGACUUUGCAGCUGCAGCAGCCUGCUCAUGUCUCCCUGUUUGGACACGAGCAAGGAACAGAAAUACCACAGGAUGGCUUUUUGCUGGGCUGUGUGUUUGCCAUUGCUGACUACCCAGAGCAGAUGGCAGACAAACAACUUCUGUCCACAUGGAAAAGGGUGAUCCAGGCCUGUGGCGGUACUGUUGACUCCUCCCUAACCAGCCGCUGCACACACCUGCUGUGUGAGAGUCAGGUCAGCAACAUGUAUGUGCAGGCCCUCAGAGAGGGAAAACGCUGCGUCACAGCACACUGGCUCAACACCGUGCUGAAAAGGAAGAGGAUGGUACCCCCUCAUCGAACGCUACAUUUGCCCUUCGCAUUUCCUCCUGGAGCCAAACCUUGCUCUCAACAUAUUGUGUCUGUGACGGGCUUUGUGGAUGCUGACAGAGAUGACUUGAAGUUGAUGGCGUACUUGGCGGGUGCCAGAUAUACGGGGUAUCUGUGCCGCAGCAACACUGUCCUGAUCUGCAAAGAACCCAGCGGACUGAAGUAUGAGAAGGCCAAGGAGUGGAAGAUCCCUUGUGUGAAUGCUCAGUGGCUGUGUGAUAUUCUGCUGGGAAACUUUGAAGCUCUGAGACAAAUCCUACACAGUCGAUACUCCAUUUAUACGCAUUCUGAGCCACUGGUGCCAAACCUCCAGCUGGUCCAGAACCUGCUUGGUCCUUGGAGAAUACCAAUCAAAGUAUCUCCAGAAGCUUUAGCGAGCAUGCAGUUGCUGCAGAAACAGAAGCUGGCUGACUCCACAAACCAACCGGCCAACAAAAAGGCUCGAAUGGAGGAGAUUCAGUCCCCCAUUAAGAAGCUUCCACCGGAGUCGACUCCACGAGUUAUGUUCACAGGGUUUGAGCCCACACAAGUUCAACAGUACACAAAGAGACUCCAUGCUUUGGGAGGGGAAGUAGCAGACAGCAGCCUGAAGGCGACUCACCUGAUGGCGAGUAAAGUCAAGCGCACCGUCAAGUUCCUCACUGCCAUGUCUGUGGUCAAACACGUGGUCAGCCCAGAGUGGCUUGAAGAGAGCUGGAGGGGCCAGAAAUUUGUUGAUGAGCAGAGCCACAUUCUAAGGGAUGCUGAGGCUGAGGUCCUUUUUGCUUUUAGUCUGGAAGAGUCCCUCAAGAAAGCCCACAGUGCACCACUUUUCAAGGGGAAGUAUUUCUACCUGACCCCAGGAAUGUGCCCCAGCCUCAGCACCAUGAAGUCUAUCGUGGAAAGUGCGGGAGGGAAGCUGCUGGCCAAACAGCCCUCAUACCGAAAAAUCAUGGAACAUAAACAGAACAAGAACCUCCCAGAGAUCAUCUUGAUUUCCUGUGACAACGAUCUCCAUCUUUGCAGAGAGUACUUCCUUAAAAACAUCGAUGUCCACAACGCUGAGUUCAUUCUGACAGGAGUUCUCACCCAGAAACUUGACUACGAAUCAUAUAAAUUCACUUGAUGAGCUGAAGAAGAAGAAGAUGAGGAGGAGGAGGUGAAGAAGAACAAUCUGUGUACAGUCGAACCCCACUGACGUCUAUCUUUUUACUUUUGUGAAUAGAAAUCCAGUCUUUUGUAGUUUUUUUUUUAAAUGUUCCAGAAUAAAUAAAUGGAUGUUAUUUUUGUGAAAUGAAUGUUCACACGAUGGACUAUUUUAAUCUUGUUGCUGUUAAUGUGUACAGGCUUCAUCUUAAACAUGCUGCUUUUUUGGAAUAAAUAUUGUACAUUAUUUGUCAGUCA
This is a messenger RNA of Dunckerocampus dactyliophorus (ringed pipefish), 3746 nucleotides long. RefSeq names its product PAX interacting (with transcription-activation domain) protein 1 (gene paxip1). The coding region runs from base 115 to 3468 and encodes 1117 amino acids. NCBI's taxonomy places the organism in Eukaryota, Metazoa, Chordata, Actinopteri, Syngnathiformes, Syngnathidae. The record is from RefSeq and is a predicted model, not a curated record. Gene Ontology annotation, biological process: positive regulation of transcription initiation by RNA polymerase II. Gene Ontology annotation, cellular component: nucleus. The transcript has 23 exons.